Messenger RNA from Pseudoliparis swirei, 5984 nucleotides. Its product is annotated as abl interactor 2-like. Gene Ontology annotation, cellular component: lamellipodium. The transcript is spliced from 11 exons. The coding region runs from base 1 to 1467 and encodes 488 amino acids. The record is from RefSeq and is a predicted model, not a curated record. Lineage: Eukaryota; Metazoa; Chordata; Actinopteri; Perciformes; Liparidae. Gene Ontology annotation, molecular function: SH3 domain binding.
AUGGCGGAGCUACAAAUGCUGCUGGAGGAGGAGAUUCCUGCGGGACGGAGAGCUUUACUGGACAGUUAUACCAAUCUGGAAAGAGUAGCGGAGUACUGCGAAAGCAACUAUGUCCAGUCCGCAGACAAGGAGCGAGCGCUGGAGGAGACGAAGAGCUACACCACCCAGUCUCUGGCCAGCGUCGCCUACCUCAUCAACACGCUGGCCAACAAUGUGCUGCAGAUGCUGGACAUCCAGGCCUCGCAGCUCCGCCGCAUGGAAAGCUCCAUCAACCACAUUUCACAGACCGUUGACAUCCACAAGGAGAAGGUGGCGAGGCGGGAGAUCGGCAUCUUGACCACCAAUAAGAACACGUCCCGCUCGCAUAAAAUAGUUGCUCCGGCCAACGCAGAGAGACCAGUGCGCUACAUCAGGAAGCCCAUCGACUACAACAUGCUCGAUGACAUUGGACAUGGAGUCAAGUGGUUGUUGAGGUUCAAGGUGAAUGGCCAGCAGAACAUGAAACUAGGAGGAGGCCUGUCCCGGUCCAACCCCCCCACCCAGAAACCACCCAGCCCUCCGAGGGCAGGCAUGAGCAUCUUAGGGAAGAACUCCCCCUACAGGACACUGGAGCCAGUCCGCCCCCCAGUGGUGCCCAACGAUUAUGUCUCCAGUCCCACCAGAAACAACGUGGCCAUCGGACAGCUUCCCAGUCCGACCCGCACCGCCGCCCUCAACCACCGCCCCCGCACAUACAGUGGUAGCAGUGGGGGCAGCCAUCCCAGCAGCAGCAGUCGGAGCAGCAGCAGGGAGAACAGUGGCAGCGGCAGCGUUGGCAUUCCCAUCGCCGUGCCGACGCCCUCCCCGCCCUCCACCUUCCCAGGUCCCAUCGUCCCUCAGUUCUUCAGUAUGAACCGGCCUCAGCCCCGUCAGCAGGCUCAACAGAUGGGGGGGUCACUGCCAUACCGCCGCCCCCCCUCUGUGACUGGUCAGCCAAUCGUAACAGAGAACCAGGUCAACGGUGGUCCCUACGACAACCAAAGCCCAGCCUCCCCCCCGCCCCCCUCCCUCCUCCAGUUCAGCCCUCAGCUUCCUCUGAUGGGUUUCGUUGCUCGAGUUCAGGAGUCCAUCUCAGACGUCCCUCCUCCCCCUCAUCCAGCCGCCGAGAGCCAAUCGGAGCCCGAAGAGCCCCUUCUUUCUCCUCAGCCAUUGGAGGACGGACACGAAGAGGAUGACUCAGCGGUAGUGGAGUACUGCGACCCGUACGCUGAGGAAGACCCACCAUGGGCCCCCAGAAGCUACCACGAGAAAGUGGUGGCCAUCUACGACUACGCAGCCGACAAGGAGGACGAGUUGUCGUUCCAGGAAGGAGCGAUCAUCUACGUCAUCAAGAAGAACGAGGACGGCUGGUACGAAGGCGUGAUGAACACGACCACCGGCCUCUUCCCUGGAAACUAUGUCGAGUCCAUCAUGCACUACGCCGACUGAGAACAAGGAGGAGUGUUUUGGUCUCCUGGUUCAGUCUCCGGACAUGUGUUGUCUCACUCCAGUUCAGCUUCUUGGAUCUGAACUAGAAGGGAAAAGUUGACUCGGCUCCCACUCGCACCAAUCAAUCAAUCAAUCAAUCGCAAGCAAAUCACAGCAUGUGAAGAAAAAUCGUAGUUUCACUUUAGUUUAUUGGACGUAAUCAGAAGCUGUAAGUGAGUAUGAGCAUCAGUUUGUUCUGUUUUAUGAGCUACCCUCUCGAACCAAUACGCCUUGCAUUUAUGGGUUUCUUAAUGCUGGUGCAGUUGACGUGUUAUUACUAAGUAUUAAUAAGGUCUCUUGUUGGCGAACUGAGAGGCUUUUCAGGCAUCUUAAUGGUCUUAUUUGGUGUGAGUUUCAUUCCAGAUGUGUUUGGUGUGAAGGAUUCAAUGUUCCUUUUUUUUUUGCAGAAGGUCAGAGAAGUUUCUUUUGAUCACGAGAAAUGUGUGUAUGAAUCUCCACAGAAGAAGUUUGUUUUCUUGAAAUCAAAAAAUAAUUAUCUUAAUCCUUCCAUCCAUCCAUCCAUUUUCAAUACCGCUUCAUCCUCAUCAGGGUCGCGGGGGCGCUGGAGCCGAUCCCAGCUGACAUAGGGCGAAGGCAGGGGACACCCUGGACAGGCCGCCAGUCCAUCUCAGGGCAUUAUUAUUAUCUUAAUCCUUAGGGACUAAAUGUGGAGGUGCGACAGGUACCUGUACCUGUACCUGUACGGCCCAAUUCUAAAAAUACCAAAAUACAGCGUGUCUGGCUACAACGUGUAGUAACUACAAUAUGUAACUCUAUAAAUUGUGUUCAAAGGCCUAAGAGACUUUUAAAGUCAGACAUUUAAACACGUUCUUCUGGUAUCUUGAUGGAAGAAGUGAAAACACUCCUUCUCAUAACAUGGAAAUCAUAUUUUUUUUUCACCUCAACUUCAGCACUUUUUUUCAAUCACGAAUUGAUAAUUUUUGUUUACUUGAAAACAAAUCUUAUAUUUGACAGGCCAAGAUUAAAACAAUAAUAAUGUGGUGUGAACUACAUUCUGACAUUCACAGUCUUUCCUCUGAGGUGAAACAUUUAGGGAUUAUUACAUAUGGUGGGUCUGAUUCUGAGAGUGAAAGGAAGCUAUGCAAAAAAACUAAACACUUUAGUGCUGAAAACUAAAAUCUGAGAUUGUCUUUCUCCUUUCUUUGUAUUUUCUUCCCCGUCUUCCUUCCUCUGAAGCCGUCUUACACACCGGCUCAUUAUCUCCGUCUGGUUUAGGGGCAAAUACAUUGUGUUUCCUGCGACUGCUUCACAAUAAAUGUCACGUUAGCACUGUAACUUAAUCCAAAUGUCAUAUGAUUGCAGGAGUGUGAAGAGUGAAGCUAAUAACAAUCAGAUCACAUUUAGAAAAAGUCUAGAACCUGCCAGACUGUUUCAGUUAUUUAUGGACAGAAGUUAUUUCAGGGUCUGGAUGUCUCAAUCAUCUCGGAGCAGGAAAUCAUUCCGAACUGGCCGGAAAAUUAUCUCAGUGACGUGUUUUCUUCUACUUUUAACUCUAUAAGUAAACAACUUAUAUUUGUCUAAGUUUCCCCCAAGAACUUCCACUCCUCCUUCCACUUUUUAAAGUGAACUCCUUAUGGAGAUCAUCUUCUCUCUUUAUCUCGUCAUCUUCCUCAUGCACGUCAACCUCACCUGCUUUUGUAUUACUAUUGUAAAAGCUCAUUGCGAUGCUGGUGUGUGGCUGGUGGUAACCGCUACACCUACAGUGCAUAAGGAGGAUUUAUUUAUAUUUUACUUUCCUUUUGACUUUUGCCUUAACAGAUAUCUCAACAUUUUACUUCCUCAAGAGCCUUACCUCCACAUUAUCAAUGAGAAGAAGAAAAAUGGGAAUUAGAAAUUAAAGAAAGCACGUAGCAUCACAAAAGCGUAACACUAUUGAAACUUCAGUCAAAGUAAGAACAGUAACAGUCAAACUCAGUGAAGCUGUGUGAAUAAAGUGGAAGUCUUCCAUCCGACACUUUUCCACUAAGAUUUGUGCCAUGAAUCUUCAUCGUCAGCUUCCUUAACGUCACACAUCCGUCUCUGAUGUGAAGUCUGUAACUUGAGCCUCUGUGUUCAUUGAGGUGAUGAAGCAUUUCACCGCCAAUAAAGAAAUUACUUUAAAUUCAUCUGGUGGUCAGUAGAGGAAGAGAUUUAAUUUUGAAUUAUGUUUUUUGCCCAAUCUGAUUCUUGUUGUUAUAGUUCUCACUAUGAUUUCUAAGAACGUAACUCAAACUUGACCAACUAAACCUUUACUUUGGAAGAUAAAUUAAACAUAAGCAUAAAAACAUUAUAUUUAAAAGGAGCCAGUGGAGUUGUUGAUAAUUUAAACUCUACAUUAAUAUCCCUAAAAUAAUGCUAUUUAGAUAAGAUAGAUUAAAAAAGUAGGAAAACUUGCAUAAAAUAUAGAAAUUAUUUACUAAUUAGUAGCUAAACAAAAGAUAACCUAUUAUUACUUUCAUUUAUUUCUAUGUGAAUUACUAGGAUCAGACGAGGUUGCCGUUUCCCUCUCGGCUUCCGCUGAAGCGUUGAUCGGUUCAUACCGAACGACACCGAACAUAUUUAAUAUGGAUUCACACGUAUUUGAAGUCUGACUUCUGAGCCUUUUCAUUCCUUGUGGUUUUGCUGCCUCAGCCUUUGGACCUGUUGCCGGUGUUGAAGUUUACAGUGUGUCUGUCUGCAUGCCUGAUAUCUAAAUAUAUAUAUAUAUAUAUAUAUACAUAUAUAUAUAUAUAUAUAUACAGUAUAUAAAACUGAAAUUUUUAUUCAAAAAGGUUUUCAUAUUGAUAUUAAUUUUUUUUCUGUGUUUUUUUCACCUAUAAUUGCUUUAUGGUCUCUAGUUUGAUCAGCUGGAGGUUGUAAUGUUUUUUGUUUUUGUUCAGUAAUGUUUGGCUGUAAUCGCCCUUUAAAAAGACGUCCGUGUGUUUGGACUCCAGACUGACUCUCAGAUUAAAGGUGGAUAUUUUUUGUGCCAGAUAUAUAUAUAAAUAUAUAUGCAGGUGUGUGUGAGUGUGUGUGCAGAAUGAACCAAACCUUCCCUUGUUGACUAAAGUGACGAUGGACCUGAAACCAUGUCUCCUUGUUGUACAGUGUUAUUUAACUCUAAGAGGAAGACGAUGAUUCCCGGCUGCGUCUUAUUUUCCUGAAGAUGAAGAGCGCACACAUUUUCAGGUGUGCCUUCAGCCUGAAAAUGUGUUGUGCAUGUCACCUCCUGAUGCUGGUGACGCGCUGUUGAUCUUGAGUCACAGAUACAACCGACCGUGUGACAUAAAGCAGAAACACUCAGCAGCCAUGAGUGCGUUCAAUAAUUUGACCUUUUAGUGUUCUGAGAAUUACAGGAAAAAAAUAAGAUGCAUAGUUUCCUUUUCUAUUCUUGAAAAACAAAUGUGUUGCUCUCUUAUAGUUGUAAUGCGACAAAGACACAUCAUGUCUUCAUGAUGCACAUUUCUUUGUAGAUGGCUGCAGUGACUUUUCUAGCUUCUGUUAUCUUUGAUCAACCCUUGACAGAUAUUGUAUUUAUAUCACAGCAAAGAAUAUUCAGUAUAAGGCAAUACACAAAAUGCUCUUUAUUGCACACUGAUCAAGUUCAGCGCAUAACGAUGACAUGUUUAUUUAGGUAUAUGUUAAUAUUUAUAGUGCAUUAAAGUAUAUGGAUUUAACACAGCCGAUACAUUCAGUCAGUAUGCUUGUGAUUAUAAAGUCAAAAAUAGUGCCGUUCAUCGUCAGUGAGCACGUUUUAUUCAAGAAAUGCUUCUCUAGUUCAUGUUUUUAAGCUGAAUGAGAUGCAGACGGUAAAAGGCAGAGUUCAUGAUUCAAAUUCAACAAAAGGGGGUCGUCCCAAAAACUGCUAAUCAGACUGAACUGUCAUGUGUUCAUGUACUGUUCAGUCUCACCAUCGAGUUCGUAAAAAAUAUAUUAGAAAAACAGGAAUCCGCUUCAUUUGUUGCCCUGCAGUUUAACCUUUAACUCCAUGAUUUGAGUUUGCCAGCUCCGUUCUGAGUCUGAUUCCAGUUAAGAGGUUUGUGUACACAUUUAUUAAAGCCUAACAAACAGAAAACUUACGACAAAAGCUUAAAAAACAAUAUCAGGAGUCCUCUUAAAAUCCAGGUGCACCGCUACAGGUGAUGCUCACACGCCCUCUCUGCAUAAUGUGGUUAUAAUUCAGCAUAAUGGUGAGUUGAAUAUCCUCCGCGAACCGCCACCUUAUCGUGGUGGAGGAUUUGAGUGAUGUCAUCCUGAGGGCUAUGUUUUUCGGGGCAUCCGCCCCUGGUAGGAUCACCCAUGGCAACCGUUCUCGGGGGAGAGUCGAGACAGAGCGUUCACAGAAUCUAAAUACGUCACAUGAUUUAAGUUCCCUAAUUACACUCAAGUGAACUCAACUGUUUGACAUCUCUGUGUUCUUGGCUGGUGGAAUAAUUGCAGUAUUGUGAGCAGUAUUUAAAAUUAAUUAAUGUCACCGUAUUAAAUCAUGCAAACUGUAA